AGGCUGGGAAGAUGUCUAAGCUUGAAGAACACAUGGAGGGAAUCAUCAAUAUCUUCCACCAAUACUCAGUGCGCGGGGGUCAUUAUGACAGACUCGAGAAGGGUGAGAUGAAGCUGCUGUUGACAAAGGAACUAUCAAACACCCUCAAGAAUACCAGAGACCAAGCUACUGUUGACAGAAUAUUCCAAGGUCUGGAUACUGAUCGAAAUCAACAAGUCGACUUUCCAGAAUUCGUAGCCCUGAUAGCUUCUAUGCUGGAAACUACCCAUGGAAAUAUUCACAAAGAGUAGGAAGCUCUCUGAGGUCUUCUCCCAGCAAUGUCCCCAAGAAGGGCCCUUCCUUCCCCUACCAAAUCCUAGCUAAGCCUGAGGAGAGUGAAAGUUAAUAAAUGUGUUUGUGAAAAAUU
Molecule: messenger RNA, 406 nt
Organism: Carlito syrichta (Philippine tarsier)
Lineage: Eukaryota; Metazoa; Chordata; Mammalia; Primates; Tarsiidae
Gene: S100A12
Product: S100 calcium binding protein A12
Exons: 2
Coding region: 12-290 (92 amino acids)
Biological process (GO): antimicrobial humoral immune response mediated by antimicrobial peptide; positive regulation of canonical NF-kappaB signal transduction; endothelial cell migration
Cellular component (GO): extracellular exosome; cytoplasm
Molecular function (GO): RAGE receptor binding; calcium ion binding
Source: RefSeq, a predicted model, not a curated record